UUGACCUUAUAAAAUAUCGAACAUGAAAUAGAAACAGGCGGCGUCGAGUCGAUGGUGAGGGUUUAGGUGGCGAAAACGAAUUUCGAUUGGUUAAUUUCCAAUUAAAAAAUUGUUGGGUCGGACGAAUUUCGGUGGCAGAUAAAUUUAAGAUGGAUUCAUGAACUUUGAAUACAACUCAUCGAUUCGACUUCUCUGAAUUUUCCGUUUUGGUUUCUUAAUUCUUACUACAAACAAUGGGCAUCCCAUCGGAAUUGAGGGAUUUGUGGGUGCACAGAAGGGAUUCUUUUGUAAUUCCCUCGCCGGCUGAAGAGCGGAAAAUCGCGAACGCCAAGCGAUGUACUCAAGAAGGUGUUCGUGCUGGUUUCAAGAACGCUUCUAUUGCAUGUGUUGCCAGUGCAGUACCUACGUUGGUUGCUGUUCGAGUAGUUCCUUGGGCUAAAGCAAACCUUAAUUAUACUGCUCAGGCACUCAUCAUUUCUGCAGCAUCAAUAGCUGCCUACUUCAUCACUGCUGAUAAAACCAUCUUAGAAUGUGCAAGAAGAAACUCUCAAUUAGAGAAUGCCUUGAGACACCAAGGAUCAUAAAUGCACUUUUGAGUGCCUUGUGCUGGAGGCUGGAGCAGUCAGUCCUGUUGUUGUAUGAUGGAAGAAAUGGCUCCACAAUGUUUAGUUCCAGUUUGAGAUCUAGUUUCUCACUUGUUCUACAUUUUCUUCCCAAUUGCCAAUGCCAAAGCCUUGGAUUUGGCAGGCUGGAUGUAAAACAAAAAAAAAAAAAAGUCACCUUUUAUCACUUUCUAGUGCUUAAUCUAUCCCUUUAUUUGGGAUAUUGGAGUGCAAGUAGGGUUUAUGCCGCCGUUUACUCUGUUUCCCUUUCAUUCUUCUUGAAUAUUAUUUACUUGAUAUGAAAUAUCAUUUCAAGCUUCCAGGCUAAAUGAAAAUUGUUUAUCUUCCUUGGUUGCUAAA
Messenger RNA from Cucumis melo (muskmelon), 962 nucleotides. RefSeq names its product early nodulin-93-like. The record is from RefSeq and is a predicted model, not a curated record. NCBI's taxonomy places the organism in Eukaryota, Viridiplantae, Streptophyta, Magnoliopsida, Cucurbitales, Cucurbitaceae. The transcript is spliced from 4 exons. The coding region runs from base 234 to 584 and encodes 116 amino acids.